AUGUCCCCACGUGCCCAACGCGCUGGGCGACGCGGUGGGCCCUGCUCCGCGGCGGGGAGCCCGGCGGCGAAAUCCCCUCCGGAGACAGUGGGGGAGAGGGAUCAGGACCGACAGGCGGAGGAGGAGACGAUGGCAGAGUUGAUGGCGGGGGCGACUGCACACCUGGAGCCUCCUCCGCCCUCAGAUACCCCAUCACCUCCCACGGGAUUGGGAUGCGCCUCCCGCCAAGAAACAGCUGCGGGCAUCCCAAAGGCGCCGGCGACGGAGCAGCCGAUGAGGAGGGCUGAGGUGCAGGAGACGCCGAGGGGCGAGGCGGCGGCGGCGGCUGCGGUGGAAAGGGGAAACGUCGCAGCGGCGACUGCGUCGGUGGAGAUGGUGGGGGAAGCGGCUGCUGCCGCGGAGGUGCCAGAGGAGGCUGUGACGGCAUUGGGGCGGGCUGGCAGAACUGACGCCGUUUUUGGCGGUGGCUCAACUUCACGUUCUGCCAACCACCAGGGGGCACAACAGCAGACGCUGGAGCUGGGUCUGGCGGUGGAUCGGGAACCGUCCGAGGCGGUGACGUUGUCUGCGUCACCAGCGCCGGUACCGGCAGCGGUGUUGGCUGCGGCGAUGACUGCUGCGAUCGCGGCAGGGAACCUGGCCGACGCCCCGAUCGAGGGGGAGGCAUCGGUGGCCGCUGUGAGCGCCGGAACAUCUGCUGCCGCCGAGGGCACAGACACGCAGGAGCGCGACCAGGCGGCGAGCGGAAGACGGGGUCACGGGACCGGCGCCCCUGGACGCGCCGCUCACGGGAGGGGCGGGAGGAAGCUCCGUGCCCAGCCAGCGCCGAGGCGGCCCGGAGCAGGGCUGGGGCCUCGCGCCCCGGGACCCCUCCGGGGCUGGAACUGGGACUGGCACACUCACCGUGGAUCCCGGCGGGAAGAGAGCCACAGGUCGGACGAGGGGGGCGGAACGACGAGAGCCGGACCGGGGAAGGAGCGCCGAGCCGUGGGGCCCGAGGAGGAGGACGCGGGGCAAGAGGGGGAAGAAGGGGCGGGGGCGCAAUCGUCGGCGGAAGGGAGGCGCUUGUGA
Closterium sp. Naga37s-1 is the source of this 1071-nucleotide messenger RNA. The record is from the annotation of a GenBank genome assembly. NCBI's taxonomy places the organism in Eukaryota, Viridiplantae, Streptophyta, Zygnematophyceae, Desmidiales, Closteriaceae.